Messenger RNA from Tupaia belangeri chinensis (Chinese tree shrew), 652 nucleotides. It is a transcript of the gene RBP1, whose product is annotated as retinol binding protein 1. The transcript is spliced from 4 exons. Lineage: Eukaryota; Metazoa; Chordata; Mammalia; Scandentia; Tupaiidae. Gene Ontology annotation, biological process: vitamin A metabolic process; retinoic acid biosynthetic process. Bases 55 to 462 code for a protein of 135 amino acids. Gene Ontology annotation, cellular component: cytosol. Gene Ontology annotation, molecular function: lipid binding. The record is from RefSeq and is a predicted model, not a curated record.
GCCUCUAGCCAGUCCCGCCGGUCCGUGACUGACCAACCCCAGACACUCCCCGAAAUGCCAGUCGACUUCACCGGGUACUGGAAGAUGCUGGCCAACGACAAUUUCGAGGAGUACCUGCGUGCGCUCGAUGUCAAUGUGGCCUUGCGCAAAAUCGCCAACUUACUCAAGCCAGACAAAGAGAUCGUGCAGGAGGGCGACCACAUGAUCAUCCGCACGCUGAGCACUUUUCGGAACUACAUCAUGGACUUCGAGGUGGGCAAGGAGUUCGAGGAGGAUCUGACGGGCAUCGAUGAUCGCAAGUGCAUGACCACGGUGAGCUGGGACGGGGACAAGCUCCAGUGUGUGCAGAAGGGCGAGAAGGAGGGACGCGGCUGGACCCAGUGGAUCGAGGGGGAUGAGCUGCACCUGGAGAUGAGAGUGCAGGGUGUGGUCUGCAAACAAGUGUUCAAGAAGGUGCACUGAGCCCCGGCCAGAUGACCUCUGUCUCAAGAAACGAGUGGUAUGGACGUGGGAGCCAGGAUCCCCCCUGCUUGCACACAGGUCGGAAGUGUGCAGCCACCCCAGGCCUCUGCUAUAGAGUCUGCCUCUUGGCUUUGUCUCUUUUUCUCUUCUUAAAGCAAAGCCAUCUCAAUAAAGUGAUCUCUGCUCAAGA